Penicillium cinerascens is the source of this 1659-nucleotide messenger RNA. Its product is annotated as putative serine peptidase, family S28. Lineage: Eukaryota; Fungi; Ascomycota; Eurotiomycetes; Eurotiales; Aspergillaceae. Gene Ontology annotation, biological process: proteolysis. Bases 1 to 1659 code for a protein of 552 amino acids. The transcript is spliced from 3 exons. Gene Ontology annotation, molecular function: serine-type exopeptidase activity; dipeptidyl-peptidase activity. The record is from RefSeq and is a predicted model, not a curated record.
AUGCAUUUCUUGGCGAUUGCUGCGGCGCUGGCCGCCUUGUCGGGCACGUCAAGCGCUAUGGGGUUGACAUCGUUUAGACAGGAUAUUACGCUGGCUUCUAAGAUGGGGAUUGACUCUGGGGAGUUGUUGCAACGGCAUCAGUCGGUUCAUGAAAUUGCUAUGGAGAGAUCGGAUACCACUCUCACUACUCAAUAUGUUUCGAUUCCAAUCGACCAUAACGAUACAUUCGUUGGCAUGUACAACAACCGCUACUGGGUCAAUGAUGAUUUUUAUCAGAGAGGAGGACCAGUCUUCAUCUAUGAUGUUGGCGAGUCCGACGCCGAGGCAUCUGCCAAUGCUGUUUUGGGCAAUUCGACCUCUUUCUUGAUGGAGAUACUAGCAGAGUUUGGCGGAAUGGGAAUUGUGUGGGAGCACAGAUACUACGGAGAUUCCCUUCCAUAUCCCGUCAACACCGACACACCCCCCGAGCACAUGAUUUACCUCUCGAACGAGCAAGCGCUGGCGGAUAUCCCAUACUUUGCGCAGAACUUCACGCUUGAGGGUUAUGCCGAUGUGGACCUGGCACCUUCCAAGACGCCCUGGGUCAUGGCUGGAGGUUCAUACUCCGGCAUGCGAGCGGCUUUUACUCGAGAAAAAUACCCCAAUACCAUCUUUGCGUCAUGGGCAUCUUCAGCACCCGUCCAGGCCAAGGUCGACAUGAGCAUCUAUUUCGAGCAGGUCUAUGCUGGAAUGGUUUCCAAUGGUUACUACAACUGCACCAGAGACAUCAAAGCAGCACUGGAGUACAUCGAUAUGGAACUCUCCAAGAAUGGUUCUAGCGCGGCAGCAAUCAAGAAACUUGUCUUCGGCGAAGGCGCGGAGAAGAACAACAACGGGGACUUUACCGCGGCCCUGGCUGGGCUCUACGGCUUUUUCCAGGCAGAGGGUCUCGGCGGCGGAAAGGGCAGUCUUGCGAAUUUCUGUCGUUAUCUGGAGACGGAUCCAGUCACUCAGAUGACGGCCGGACCGCGUGGAUUUGCACCCUACCGCGGCAGAGAAUACGUGGGCAGACGGCUCGCAUCGUGGCCCGCCUGGGCAGAGCUGGCGAACCUUAACUACAAGACCAACUGCGAAGGACUCGACGAUUCCCAGCCACUGUCUUGCGAGUUAAACCCGAAGUUCACGGACGUCACGAACAUCAGCUGGCUCUGGCAGGUCUGCACCGAGUGGGGAUUCUACCAGAGCAACAACUUCGGUCCUCACUCGCUUCUCUCCAGGUACCAGACUCUGGAAUACAAUCAGCAGCUGUGCACGCGACAGUUUCCCGAGGCUGUGAAAAGAGGCAUCAUCCCCAAGUCCCCCGAGGUUGCCAGAAUGAACCGAGAGACCGGCGGCUGGACAAUACGCCCCUCCAACGUCUACUGGAGCGGCGGCCAAUUCGAUCCCUGGCGAACCCUCUCCGUCCUCGCCACCGAAAGCUUCGCUCCAAAGGGCGUAGCCUUCUCCACGGAAAUCCCCGAAUGCAAUGUCGGGACUGGCGAGGACUAUGUCUUCGGAUACAUCAUGCCAAAUGCCGAGCACUGCUUCGACAUGAGACUCGGUUUCGCUCCGGGAGAGAUCUCACGUGGAUACUUUAAGCAGGCGUUGAAACAGUGGUUGCCCUGUUUCCAGGCCCAAUAA